Messenger RNA from Brachypodium distachyon (stiff brome), 976 nucleotides. RefSeq names its product cleavage stimulating factor 64. The transcript has a single exon. Bases 173 to 874 code for a protein of 233 amino acids. The record is from RefSeq and is a predicted model, not a curated record. Gene Ontology annotation, molecular function: mRNA binding. Gene Ontology annotation, cellular component: mRNA cleavage and polyadenylation specificity factor complex. NCBI's taxonomy places the organism in Eukaryota, Viridiplantae, Streptophyta, Magnoliopsida, Poales, Poaceae.
CGGUUCCACACCUCCGGCGAGUCUCUGACCGACUUCGAAACAAAAAGGGACUCCGACUCCGAGCAGUGAACGAAUACCCCUCUCUAUGUAUAGAACGCAACCAAGCAUCCAUCCAGCACAUCCCGAUUCCUUCCUCGCGCGCUCGAUCCAUCGCCUCUAGUCAAGCGCAAGCAUGGACGGCCUCGCCGUCGCCGCCGCCGCGGCGAACUGCCGCUGCAGCCGCGUGGUCUACGUCGGCAACAUCCCUUUCCACGCGUCGGAGAAGGAGGUCCGCGACGCCUGCGAGCUCAUCGGCCCCGUCCUCUCCUUCCGCCUCGCCGCCGACGCCGCCACGGGUAAACGCAAGGGCUACGCCUUCGUCGAGUACGCCGACGACGCCACGGCGCGGAGCGCCUGCCGCAAUCUUCACGGCCACCCGCUGCGCGGCCGCGACCUGCGCGUCCCCCUCGCCGACAGAGCCAGCAUCAGGCGCCGGCGCCACGGAGACCACGACCCGAUCGGCAUGGACGACGCCAUCCACGCCGCGUCCCUCGUCGACUCUGCGGCGCGCCCUGCCGUGAUCGCGUCCAUGGCGCGGCACCUGGCGGGCUUGUCCCGGCACCAGCCGCGGGAAGCCGCGGCCGAGUUCGAGAAGCACGGUCCUGAUACCUGCAAGAUUCUGAAGAAGCACAUCCCCGGGCUGGACACCGCGAUGGAGAUGGUGCCGCGGCUGCUCGAGAUGGCGGCCGCGGAUGACGCCGCAGAGGAGGCCAAGAGGAAGAAGCGGGCGAGCGGCUGCCUUAAUGCUGAGGGGUCCGAUCAGCACGCCAAACUGAGGAAGAUGGAAGACGGCGGGAAGGCUACUACGAUGCACGCCGGAGUUGUCUGCUCAUGAGAGAUCAGCUGUUCUUGAUUUUGUAAAUCAGGGGGAAACAAACCCUAAUUCAUGUACUACAAUGUUAUCAUAUAUUUAUAUGUCGAUCUAUUAUGGUGGAAA